Messenger RNA from Bactrocera latifrons, 1273 nucleotides. RefSeq lists its product as uncharacterized. Bases 174 to 1181 code for a protein of 335 amino acids. The record is from RefSeq and is a predicted model, not a curated record. Lineage: Eukaryota; Metazoa; Arthropoda; Insecta; Diptera; Tephritidae. The transcript is spliced from 2 exons.
GUCAGUGCAGUCAGCGGCUAUCUCUUUUUAGCAACGAAUUUGUAACGCCAAACUGAAAAUGAUAUUAUUUUGUUGAUAUUCCUUUGAGUAAAGGCCUUUGUUAUAUUUGUAUAUAUAUAUAUUUUUUUUUGUUUCUUGUAAAUGCGCGGUUAAUUGUAAUCUUAUAUAUUAAAAUGAAUCCAAAUAAUAUGCUCUUCCGAUUGGAAGAUCUUACAGCUGAAAAAGUAUACGCCGAAUAUGGCAUAACUGAAGAAGAACGAAUGAAAAAUCCGGAGUUUUAUAAAUUGUUCGUCGAAGAUUUCAUACCCACACGGGAAGACCUGCAACGUGAAAUUGAUGAAGAAAAGCUGAAAGAAUUGUGUCAACGUUUACCAUGUCGCGUUUUAAUGCARCGUUGGAAUCCUGUGCAAGAUUUUGUGAAUCAAUUCACGCGCCAAGGACGCAUACAACGUUGGACGAAAGAGAAAACUCAAAAACUUUUAGUAAAAGCAGUAACUCGACACAAAAACAUAUGCCUCUAUAGUGAUGAUGAAAUACGAAAACAACGCGAACGGGAAUGGUGCGAAAGAAAAAAAGAAAAUUUGAUGCGUCUAGAAGUUUGGGAAUACGACCGACAGCAGCAAGAAUUGCAUGAUGCGCAACCCGAAGAAGCACAGCACACAAUCUGCGAUACACAAAACACUGAAAAUAAUAAUGUGAUCGAAAGUGAAAAACCCGAAAUUGAUAUUAUACAAAAGGAUACAUGUGCAGACAGUGCUGCAGCUUCACCUAUUCUCGAUAUCGAGGCUGCAAUGUCGGAGUUGCAUGGCACCCCACUACAACAGACGCCUUCAGAUAUUGUACCUAUACCGCCGCUCAGUCAAACUACACAUUUAAAUGCAGCCGAUUUUACAACAAAUCUUUUGCCACAAAGUCAAGUGCAACAACCCAUUUCACUACCUAGCACGCAAAAUACCGAGGAGCUUGCUGGUCGGGAAUAUGUUGAAAUGGUGCAAGAAAUUAGUGUUAAUGGUAUGCCUAGGUUAGAUGACUUUAUUAAUGUUAAUACGGAGUCUAUGCAAUUGGAGGAUUCCAUAACAAUUAAUUCAGAGGACGUUUUUAAUGGUGAAUGCACACCGCCAUACUAUGAGUUCAACACACAUGUGUCAAUGACGUCAACACAAUCACCGACUGCCAAGUAAUUUGUUCUAGUAGCUAACAUAUAUAGUUAUAUUUUUGAUAUAAAAUGUUAAAGUUUUAAUUAGUAUUUUAUACGAAAAUUAUUUGUGGAAAA